GAGAGAGAGAGAGAAAGAGAGAGAGAGGCAGAGAGACACCAUCUGCAGUGUCAAUGCGGCGCUCCCGCUGAAGGAGGGAAAAGCGGCAAUCCCAGGGAAGACCCAUCCUGGGUCCCGCUCCUUUGAAGUGCCUCUUGGUGUGUGACUAUUCCGGUGGCCAAGAGGACCCGUUUCUGAGAUGAAGGCCAUGCCUUGGAACUGGACUUGUCUGCUCUCCCACCUCCUGCUGCUGGGGAUGGGGUCUGCAGCCCUUCUCUCCCGACAGCCCCCAUCCUCUGCCCAAAAGCGACCUUUUCUCACUUUCACCACAGAGCCCACUGAGGGCUUCAACCACCUCGUGGUGGAUGAGAGAACAGGACACAUCUACCUUGGGGCUGUCAAUCGUAUCUAUAAGCUGUCCGGUGACUUGAAGGUCCUGGUGACCCAUCAGACCGGGCCCGAUGAGGAUAACCCCAAGUGUUACCCGCCCCGAAUUGUCCAGACCUGCAACGAACCCCUCACCACCACCAAUAAUGUCAACAAGAUGCUGCUCAUUGACUACAAGGAGAACCGGCUGAUUGCUUGUGGGAGUCUCUACCAGGGUAUCUGUAAGCUUCUCAGGCUGGAGGACCUCUUCAAGCUGGGAGAGCCCUUUCACAAGAAGGAACACUACCUGUCCGGGGUAAACGAGAGCGGCUCCGUCUUUGGGGUCAUUGUCUCUUACAACAACCUGGACGACAAGCUGUUCAUCGCCACUGCCGUGGAUGGGAAGCCAGAGUACUUCCCUACCAUCUCCAGCCGUAAAUUGACCAAGAAUUCAGAAGCCGACGGGAUGUUCGCUUAUGUCUUCCACGAUGAGUUUGUGGCCUCCAUGAUUAAGAUACCUUCCGACACCUUCACUAUCAUCCCUGACUUUGACAUCUAUUAUAUCUAUGGAUUCAGCAGCGGCAACUUUGUUUAUUUUCUGACCCUCCAGCCAGAAAUGAUGUCUCCUCCAGGUUCCACCACCAAGGAACAAGUUUAUACCUCCAAGCUGGUGAGGCUGUGUAAGGAGGACACGGCCUUCAACUCCUACGUGGAGGUGCCCGUCGGCUGCGAGCGGAACGGGGUGGAGUAUCGCCUGCUGCAGGCCGCCUACCUGUCCAAGGCCGGGGCCUUCCUGGCCCGGACCCUGGGGGUUCGCUCUGACGACGACAUCCUUUUUACUGUGUUCUCCAAGGGUCAGAAGAGGAAAAUGAAGUCCCUGGAUGAAUCGGCCUUGUGCAUCUUUGUCCUGAAGCAGAUCAACGAUCGCAUCAAGGAGAGGCUGCAGUCCUGUUACAGGGGGGAGGGCACUCUGGACCUCGCCUGGCUCAAAGUGAAGGAUAUCCCCUGUAGCAGUGCGCUCCUAACCAUUGAUGACAACUUCUGUGGCCUGGAUAUGAAUGCUCCCCUUGGUGUUUCAGAGAUGGUCCGUGGUAUGCCCAUUUUCACAGAGGACAGGGACCGAAUGACCUCCGUCAUUGCCUAUGUUUACAAGGAGCACUCAUUGGCUUUCGUGGGCACCAAGAGUGGCAAGCUGAAAAAGAUCCGCGUGGAUGGGCCCCGAGGAAAUGCUCUGCAGUAUGAGACCGUGCAGGUGGUGGAUCCUGGCCCGGUCCUCAGGGAUAUGGCUUUCUCCAGGGACCAUGAACAUCUCUACAUCAUGUCAGAAAGACAGCUCACCAGAGUUCCUGUUGAGUCCUGUAGUCAGUAUCGAAGCUGCAGUGAGUGUCUUGGCUCAGGAGACCCCCAUUGUGGCUGGUGUGUGCUUCAUAACACGUGUACCAGGAAGGAGCGAUGUGAGAGAUCCAGGGAGCCUCGCAGAUUUGCCUCAGAGAUGAAACAGUGUGUCCGUCUGACAGUGCAUCCCAAUAACAUCUCUGUUUCACAGUAUAAUGUCCUGCUGGUUUUGGAGACCUAUAAUGUCCCAGAAUUGUCAGCUGGUGUCAAUUGUACCUUUGAAGACCUGUCUGAAAUGGAUGGCCUAGUGGUGGGCAACCAGAUUCAGUGCUACUCCCCUGCAGCUAAGGAAGUGCCUCGGAUCAUCACUGAGAAUGGGGAUCACCAUAUUGUCCAGCUGCAGCUCAAGUCUAAAGAGACGGGCAUGACCUUUGCCAGCACCAGUUUUGUCUUCUACAACUGCAGUGUCCAUAACUCGUGCCUGUCCUGUGUGGAGAGUCCUUAUCGUUGUCACUGGUGCAAAUACCGCCAUGUCUGUACCCAUGACCCCCAGACCUGUUCCUUCCAGGAGGGUCGAGUGAAGCUUCCUGAGGAUUGCCCUCAGCUGCUGCAAGUGGACAAGAUCCUGGUGCCAGUGGAAGUGAUCAAACCGAUUACCCUGAAAGCCAAGAACCUGCCCCAACCACAGUCGGGUCAGCGGGGCUACGAGUGCAUCCUCAACAUCCAGGGCACAGAGCAGAGAGUCCCUGCCCUGCGCUUCAACAGCUCCAGCGUGCAGUGCCAGAACACCUCGUAUUCCUAUGAGGGAAUGGAGAUCAACAGCCUACCUGUGGAGUUGACCGUUGUGUGGAACGGGGACUUCAACAUUGACAACCCAGCCCAGAACAAAGUUCAUCUCUACAAAUGCGGGGCCAUGCGGGAAAGCUGCGGCCUGUGCCUCAAGGCUGACCCAGACUUCGAGUGUGGCUGGUGCCAGGGGCUGGGGCAAUGCACCCUGCGCCAACACUGUCCCACCCAGGAAAACAAAUGGCUGGAGCUGUCGAGUACUAAUGGCAAGUGUACCAACCCCCGCAUCAACGAGAUCAGCCCAUCCACAGGUCCCCGGGAAGGAGGCACCAAGGUGACUAUCCGAGGAGAGAACCUGGGUCUAGAAUUCCGAGAUAUUGCCUCCCAUGUCAAGGUGGCAGGGGUGGAAUGCAGCCCGCUCGUGGACGGAUACAUCCCCGCGGAGCAGAUUGUGUGUGAGAUGGGGGAAGCCAAGCCCAGCCAGCACGCGGGUUUUGUGGAAAUCUGCGUGGCCGAGUGCAAGCCCGAGUUCAUGGCCCGCUCUUCCAAGCUCUACUAUUUCAUGACACUGACCCUGUCUGACCUGAAGCCCAUCCGAGGGCCCGUGUCUGGGGGCACUCAAGUGACCAUCACUGGCACCAACUUGAACGCAGGCAGCAAUGUGGCAGUGACAUUUGGAAGCCAGCCCUGCCUCUUCUACAGGCGAUCCACAUCCCACAUCAUCUGCAAUACCACUUCCUCAGAGGAGGUGGCUGAAAAGUCCAAGGUGCUAGUCCAGGUGGACAAGGCGAAGAUCCACGCAGAUCUCUACUUCCAGUACGUGGAGGACCCCACCAUCCUGAGGAUCGAGCCCGAAUGGAGCAUCAUCAGUGGAAACACCCCCAUUAUUGUCUGGGGGACACACCUGGACCUCAUCCAGAACCCCCAGAUCCGAGCCAAGCACGGAGGGAAGGAACACAUCAAUGUCUGUGAGGUCCAGAAUUCUACUGAGAUGACCUGUCAGGCUCCGGCCCUGGCCGUGGAUCCUGACCACCAAUCCGACCUGACCGAGAGGCCUGAGGAGUUUGGUUUCAUUCUGGACAACGUCCAGUCCCUGCUGAUCCUUAACAAGACCAACUUCACCUACUACCCUAACCCCGUGUUUGAGGCCUUUAGCCCUUCAGGCAUCCUGGAGUUAAAGCCUGGCACGCCCAUCAUUCUGAAGGGCAAGAACUUGAUCCCACCUGUGGCCGGGGGGAACAUGAAACUGAACUACACCGUGUUGGUGGGAGAGAAGCCCUGUGCCGUGACAGUGUCGGAUGUCCAGCUGCUCUGUGAAUCUCCCAAUCUCAUUGGACGGCACAAAGUGAUGGCCCGCGUAGGGGGCAUGGAGUACUCCCCCGGAAUGGUGUACAUCUCCCCAGACAGCCCCCUCAGCCUGCCCGCCAUCGUCAGCAUCGCCGUGGCCGGCGGGCUCCUCAUCAUCUUCAUUGUGGCCGUGCUCAUCGCCUACAAGCGCAAGUCCCGCGAGAGCGACCUCACCCUGAAGAGGCUGCAGAUGCAGAUGGACAACCUGGAGUCCCGCGUGGCCCUGGAGUGCAAAGAAGCUUUUGCUGAGCUUCAGACAGACAUCCAUGAACUGACAAGUGACCUGGAUGGAGCUGGAAUCCCCUUCUUGGACUAUCGGACAUAUACCAUGAGAGUGUUAUUUCCUGGUAUAGAAGAUCACCCUGUACUCCGAGACCUGGAGGUACCAGGCUACCGACAAGAACGCGUGGAGAAGGGCCUGAAGCUCUUUGCUCAGCUCAUCAACAACAAAGUGUUUCUGCUGUCCUUCAUCCGCACGCUGGAGUCCCAGCGGAGCUUCUCCAUGCGGGACCGGGGCAAUGUGGCUUCCCUCAUCAUGACAGUCCUGCAGAGCAAACUGGAGUAUGCGACGGACGUGCUCAAGCAGCUGCUGGCCGAUCUCAUCGACAAGAACCUGGAGAGCAAAAACCACCCCAAACUGCUGCUCCGAAGGACGGAGUCAGUGGCUGAGAAGAUGCUUACCAACUGGUUCACUUUCCUCCUCUACAAGUUCCUGAAGGAAUGUGCUGGGGAGCCCCUCUUCUCCUUAUUCUGUGCCAUCAAGCAGCAGAUGGAGAAGGGUCCCAUUGACGCCAUCACGGGGGAAGCCCGGUAUUCCUUGAGUGAAGACAAGCUCAUCAGACAGCAGAUUGACUACAAGACCCUGGUCUUGAGCUGUGUCAAUCCAGAUAAUGUCAACAGCCCUGAAAUCCCAGUGAAGAUCCUCAACUGUGACACCAUUACCCAGGUCAAAGAGAAGAUCCUUGAUGCCAUCUUUAAGAAUGUGCCCUGUUCCCACAGGCCUAAAGCUGCUGACAUGGAUCUGGAGUGGCGACAAGGAAGUGGGGCUCGGAUGAUCCUACAAGACGAAGAUAUCACCACAAAGAUCGAGAAUGAUUGGAAGAGACUCAACACAUUGGCCCAUUACCAGGUACCAGAUGGCUCAGUAGUGGCUUUAGUCUCCAAGCAAGUUACAGCUUAUAAUGCAGUGAAUAACUCCACCGUCUCCAGGACGUCAGCAAGCAAAUACGAAAAUAUGAUCCGGUACACGGGGAGCCCCGACAGCCUCCGUUCCCGCACUCCCAUGAUCACACCUGACCUGGAAAGUGGGGUCAAGAUGUGGCACCUCGUGAAGAAUCAUGAGCACGGGGAUCAGAAGGAGGGUGACCGGGGAAGCAAGAUGGUGUCUGAAAUCUACCUAACCCGGCUGCUGGCCACCAAGGGCACUCUGCAGAAGUUUGUGGAUGACCUCUUUGAGACCAUCUUCAGCACUGCCCACAGGGGAUCCGCCCUGCCCCUUGCAAUCAAGUACAUGUUUGACUUCCUGGAUGAACAGGCAGACAAGCAUGGCAUUCAUGAUCCCCACGUCCGGCACACCUGGAAGAGCAAUUGCUUACCACUGAGGUUCUGGGUCAACAUGAUCAAGAACCCCCAGUUUGUAUUCGACAUCCACAAGAACAGCAUCACUGAUGCCUGCCUGUCCGUGGUGGCUCAGACAUUCAUGGAUUCCUGUUCCACGUCAGAGCACCGCCUGGGCAAGGACUCCCCGUCCAACAAACUGCUCUACGCCAAGGACAUCCCCAGCUACAAGAACUGGGUAGAGAGAUAUUACUCAGACAUCGGGAAGAUGCCAGCCAUCAGUGACCAGGAUAUGAACGCCUACUUAGCUGAGCAAUCCCGCAUGCACAUGAAUGAAUUCAACACAAUGAGUGCCCUCUCCGAGAUCUUCUCCUAUGUGGGCAAAUACAGUGAGGAGAUCCUCGGACCCCUGGACCAUGAUGACCAGUGUGGGAAGCAGAAACUAGCCUACAAACUAGAACAAGUCAUAACCCUCAUGAGCAUAGACAGCUGAGAACUGUCCUUCCGAGACUCCCUUGGAGGGGGGACAUACCAAGCCGUGCCUCAGACUAAAUCAUCAUCUUUACCAAGUGCAAGUUCCGACUGGCUACAAGCAUCACCUGAGCAGCGCUCUCCCUCUCUCGCUCUUGCUCUCGCUCUCGCGCUCUCUCUCCUUUUCUUCUCUCUCU
Antechinus flavipes (yellow-footed antechinus) is the source of this 6038-nucleotide messenger RNA. It is a transcript of the gene PLXNA4, whose product is annotated as plexin A4. Gene Ontology annotation, molecular function: protein binding; semaphorin receptor activity. Gene Ontology annotation, cellular component: semaphorin receptor complex. NCBI's taxonomy places the organism in Eukaryota, Metazoa, Chordata, Mammalia, Dasyuromorphia, Dasyuridae. The coding region runs from base 179 to 5863 and encodes 1894 amino acids. The transcript is spliced from 32 exons. Gene Ontology annotation, biological process: regulation of GTPase activity; regulation of cell shape; negative regulation of cell adhesion. The record is from RefSeq and is a predicted model, not a curated record.